AUGACAGUGUUGGAUGUUCAUUUCCAUUAUAAAGUAGACAUGAUGAUAAACCUCUUACUGCUCGUCGCGUUGGUUCCAUCCGCUGCUCUCUGUCAGGACUUAGAGGCGAGGACCUUGGGAUUCUUCACAGUAGAAUACCCAGCUUUUACCAGCGUCAUUGACUUGGCCGACACCCCUGGCUUGUAUGACCUAUUUGUGACAACCUUCGAAACACAACCAAAUACCACCGAUGAGGUGUAUGCUGUACGCGACUUGGCAGCCAAACUAGACAAUGUGUCAGCCAUAACAACAGAGUUGGUCACGGAUGAGAUUCUCUAUCCAAACGAGAUUAACCUCGUUCCAGAGGAAGUGUUUGGAACGCCAGAUGUACUGUGGGUAGCAUCCGGGUUUUUCGUGCCGACGAAGAACGAUGGCGCAGUGCAUCUAUUAAGUCUUCAAUAUGGCGUACCAGCCACAACGGUAUUCGUGACAGACGACCCGGUGCCUUGGUACUUUCAUAGAGCGGAUUUUCUUGACAUGAACGGCGAUGGAUUGAUUGAUAUAGUUUCGGCCCGAUGCAAUGUAACUAACCAUGCUCUGAUGUGGUACGAACAUCCAUCUGAGGGGGAUCCUCAUAAGCAGAUAUGGAAGUCACAUCAUAUUGUCGACGGUCCCGAUAUCUUCUUCAGAAUUCAUGAACUUCCGGUACCCGGCGGAUCUACGAGAACUGCCAUCAUUUCCACACAAUACUUUACGCAGCUUCUAACAGUCACGUGGACGGAAGAUGAAAACGGAUUAUGGAACGACCCAUCUAAGAUUUAUCACCGAGUUAUCGAUAAGGACCGCGGUAAUUAUUUUGACCUUGAGGUUGUAGAUUUAAAUGCUGAUGGAAACUUAGAUUUGUUAGUGAGUGUGAACAGGUAA
Molecule: messenger RNA, 903 nt
Organism: Saccoglossus kowalevskii
Lineage: Eukaryota; Metazoa; Hemichordata; Enteropneusta; Harrimaniidae
Source: RefSeq, a predicted model, not a curated record